AUGGGUGAAAGAACAAAAACAAAGCAUUCGAGCAAGACGAUGAUGAAGAUGAAGUUGCACGAGAUGAUUGACUAUGCCAUCGGAGGAGCCGAGCGUGGGGAGAUCAACAUCCACGCCUUGAGGAAAUUCUUCAACUUUAUCCUGGAAAAAACUGGCAUAAGUCGCGAGAUCGCCUUCAUAGAGCCAGAGACAACAAUUCUGAACGAAGCGGAGAGAGUACAGAAAAAUCAGCCAGAACCGGAAAAUACAGAGAUAAAAUCCUUGGUCAGACCUGUCAUUCUCAAUCCCAACCACGGGUCACAAGAAACGAACAAGUUUGAAGACACGAGGAUAUUUUCUCUCUGUGGACUCGAUCGUUCACUGGAGUUAAGUUGCAUCUCAAUAGGCUCGCUGUUUAGAGGUGUGAAAGAGAUGGAGCAAAAUACGUUGGAGGUGGAGGAGCUGCCGGAGCAAUACGACCUUUUGAGGAGUGUCAACCCGUAUGAAAGUAUGACACCGACAAUUCUCACAGAAGCCUGGAAAAUGUUGAAAACCAUCAGACAGAUUUUUAAAAACGAGGCUGAGUUGUCUGAGGCCAACCUCCGCUUUGAACAGUACAAGUUGAAAAUGGCAGAACUGAAAGAGUUUAAUGACGAAAUCAGAAAAGGUGUAAAGGAAUUAAAUAAGGGAAACGUUGACGACACAGGUAGGCCAAUUACUACCGACCCCUUCCAAGCCGUCGUACGUUUAAUUUAA
This is a messenger RNA of Helobdella robusta, 735 nucleotides long. RefSeq lists its product as hypothetical. Lineage: Eukaryota; Metazoa; Annelida; Clitellata; Rhynchobdellida; Glossiphoniidae. The transcript has 5 exons. The record is from RefSeq and is a predicted model, not a curated record. The coding region runs from base 1 to 735 and encodes 244 amino acids.